UAGCACGUUAACACUAUCAGUUUCGUAAUUUAUCUUAUGACUAAAUUGUUAUAAAGACACAAUACCACUUUGUUAAAUCGAAGGUUGACGUUCCCAGUCAUAUAAACACUCAUCAAAGAUGAUUCUAAAUUUUGCAUUUGGACUCAUUUCUUUUGUCUGGUUGUUAGACGGUGCUCAAGCAAGGGCCUUCUGUCCGAACACCUGGGUUGUCUACGAAGAUUCUUGCUAUCUAUUUGCAGACGAGACAAACGUCGCCUGGCCCGAGGCCGUUCACUUCUGUCAGUCACACAGCCACGCACACUUGGUAACGGUGGAGACAAAAGAGGAAGAUAUGUUCAUCAAAGAUCAUGCUCGCAGAUUGUUCAAAGAUGAUCAUUCGAAAUCAACACGAAACUCCUUCUGGACUGGUGCAAUUGACGAGGAGGUGGAGGGACAAUGGAGAUGGUACACCAAUCACCAAUUGCUGAAUUAUUCUAGUUUCCAUGCAACGAACGAGAUUCAGACUUCCAACGAAGAUUGCCUUAUUCUGUGGGGUGGUUUCAACAUGGAUUGGGCUGAUUACUUUUGUGAUGCCCAAAGCCACGCAAUUUGCGAGAUCAACAUCGAGGAAUACCAACAGUCUCUGGAAAACCCUCAAGCAGUUGGCUAAUAUGUUAGAAUCUGCGUACCGGAAUGUUUAGCCAAUUUAGAUGUCUGAAUUUGUAUCAGUUUUUUUUCUCGAAUAAAACCGGAAAGU
Molecule: messenger RNA, 736 nt
Organism: Dreissena polymorpha
Lineage: Eukaryota; Metazoa; Mollusca; Bivalvia; Myida; Dreissenidae
Product: perlucin-like protein
Exons: 5
Coding region: 119-649 (176 amino acids)
Biological process (GO): biological process involved in interspecies interaction between organisms
Cellular component (GO): external side of plasma membrane
Molecular function (GO): carbohydrate binding
Source: RefSeq, a predicted model, not a curated record